UUUGUAUUUGUCUGCGGGGCUGCUGUACUGUCUGGCUGGGACGGAGGGUUUCCACGCUUAGCAGGCGACUAACCGCAUUAAACCCCAUAAAGAGGCGGGUUUUUUUUUAUCCGUCCGGGAUUUGGAAAUCAUUUGUCGUCGUAUUCAACAUAACCAGCCAUCAAGUUGGAGCUCAGUGGACUUUAUUCUCUCGCUGGCUCGCUUACCCUUCAGUGAACCACUGCAGCAGCAGCAGCAGCAGACCAAGCACGCCGCCGCCGCCGCUGUUGUUGUGAGAGAAGAAAACAAGCUCGGCAAAGGGUUAGUCCGCUAAGCUGUGUGAUCAUUGACAGAGUUCAAUACACACAGGCGUCAAGUGAUAGCUGGUGGGAGCUUUGUGCAGCGUACCUCCGAGCCUCUUCAAGAAACCCGACAGCUGGGGACAUUUAGUGGCUGAAGUCGAGGUAAGAGACGCCGGGGUAAUGAGGAGAAGUAGCGCAAGCGGCUAACUAACGUGCUAACUAGCUGUUAGCUCGGAAGCUAUGUUGGCUAGCUGCCUUGUUUGGUCGUGGUGCGGUCAUGGUCCGUGUCCUCACUGCUGUCCGAGGCGCCACCGGGACAGACUGCCCACCAGCUUUAGCUUUAGUGUCGUAGCGACUUGUUUACUGUCAAGUUGAGGUAGGAAAGCCACCGACCUGCCCUGGACCUGGAAGGUACCGUGUCUUGACUUUGCCCCAGUUAGCUCGUCUCACACUGGGGAUGAUGAUGUGUUCAUGUUGGGUUAAUGUUUACGCUAGGCAGCUCGUGGUUGUGCUGGGUGUAGUUUGCCAUUUUCCAGACUUCAAUGAAAUAUAUUUAUCUAACUGGAUACCUUUGUAAAGCACUGAUGUGUGUGUGUGUGUAUAUAUAUAUAUAUAUAUAUAUGUAUAUGUGGCCUCUGUAUUAUUUCCUCAAGUUGUGCUAGCGACAUGUAAACCAAGUGUCUUAACGCUUGACUGGAUAUUGUAGCUACGUUAGACCUCCUGACCAUUGGACCUGUUUCUUGUUUAACUGGUGAACAAUCUACAGGGAAGUUACUGUUGUUGUUCUGCUCGUCAACACCAGCCACUAUGACUCCGGCCAUUCAAAUAAGUAGGUGUAGUAGAGCCUCUGAUGGCCCUAAAACAGUCCGACGUGGUGGGAAGCCUUAUCUUGUUUUUAUCUUUGUAAACAAAGCAGUUCAAACAGUCUUUGUAUUCUGCUGACUGUAUGCACUGUAAUAUUCGACCCCAUCACUUUCACUGAAAUGCUGUGAAAUUCUGGUAAACCCAUUAUCUAACAUAAGCUGUUGAUUCAGGGCUGACCCGGGGUCACCAAGGCCUCUCCACAAACAUUCAGCAGGAGCUGUGGGAGCCUCUCACAUUUGUCAGUAAACAGCCUUGCAGCCGUUUUUUUGCUAAUCUUUAGAUCAGUGGCAUAUUCGAUAUUUGAUUUCUAGCUGGCGUCACCAGUAACAAUAGCUAGUGCAUUUAGACACGUUAUCCCAUGACACUGAAACACUGAGGUACACAAGGGAGAGCUGGGUGAGAGGAUGUAGGUUAGGUGCCUGAUGUUGUAAGAUCUCGCUCUUGGUCACGACAGUCAUUCUGUUAGUCCCCUUUUGGAUGUCACGCUGUCAUAAGUGUCAGAUGGACAGAUAUGAGCUGGGGAGCGGACGUGCAUAUUUCAGCAGUUUUCUUUGUUGUGGAGUUGUGUUUCAAGGCAAAAGAGUGCCACAGAAGGUGAGGAAUUUAUUCAAGCGCCGUGCUGUGGUGACAACACUCAGAUAGGGAUCAAGAGCAAUACACAGAAAGUUUCCUUUGUUUUGAGAAAUCGGUUUCACUUUAUGCCUUAACCUCCACCUUCCUGGCUUUAGUUUUACUUCCUUCAGGCCAUGUGUCUUUUCACAUUUUAUUUUUCAGCGUUCCUCCACGUCUGAGAAGGCAAAAAAAAACAAAAAAAUGCACCCAAGGCCACGAUUUGAUUCAAACUGAGAACUUGAAUUGGUAAUAGUCAAAAGUAUCUCAGCUGUUUUGCUCACACGGUGUGGUUUUUAACAAAGCGUGACAUUGCACUGACUCAUUUUGAGUAUUCACUUGACAUUCUGUUAGUUUUGUGCUGUUUUGUUCUGAUGCAGAUGGUUUACCGCCCGUCUCGUGUGAAUGCGUGUCGAUGGUCUCUGUCGGUUGUAAAGACACAUCAAAGCUACACGAGUAUUGUUGCUGUAUUUUAUGGACAGUCUGUGUAAUUUUGUUUUCUGCAUUAACAGUAUUUCUUUCUCUUCUUUUCCUCCAGGUAUUAUAUUAUAUAGGUUUGUUUUUUUUUUUUAAAUCUGAGCCACUUUCAGGCACUUGACCAAUAGGAAAGGUUUGCACAAUUUCCACCAGCUUGUCUGCAGCCCCCUUCCAACCCAGAGAGUCUUCUGCCCCAGCAUGAAUGAAGUCAGUGUUGUGAGAGAGGGAUGGCUUCACAAGAGAGGUGAAUACAUUAAAACAUGGCGGCCUCGUUACUUCAUCUUAAAGAGCGAUGGAUCUUUCAUUGGUUACAAAGAGAAGCCCGAGAUGUCCAGUGACCACAGCCUCCCACCACUCAACAACUUCUCAGUCGCAGAAUGCCAGCUGAUGAAGACAGAGCGCCCCAGGCCUAACACAUUUGUCAUCCGUUGCCUGCAGUGGACCUCAGUUAUUGAGCGAACCUUCCACGUGGACAGCAACGAGGAGAGGGAGGAAUGGAUGCGAUCGAUCCAGGCAGUGGCAAAUAGCCUGAAGAGUCAGCAGCAGGAUGAGGAGCCCAUGGAGAUCAAAUUUGGCUCACCGAGUGACAGCAGUGGCACAGAGGAGAUGGAGAUUGCUGUGUCCAAAUCCCGCACAAAAGUGACCAUGAGUGAUUUUGACUACCUGAAACUUCUGGGGAAAGGGACAUUUGGUAAAGUGAUCCUGGUGAAGGAGAAGGCCACAGGGAUGUACUACGCCAUGAAAAUCCUCCGCAAAGAAGUCAUCAUUGCUAAAGAUGAGGUGGCUCACACAGUUACAGAAAGCAGAGUUCUCCAAAAUACGCGGCAUCCCUUCCUAACAACACUAAAAUAUGCAUUUCAAACGCAUGACCGGCUAUGCUUUGUGAUGGAGUAUGCAAAUGGUGGAGAACUCUUCUUUCACUUAUCGCGGGACAGAGUGUUCACAGAAGACAGAGCGAGAUUCUAUGGUGCAGAAAUAGUGUCAGCACUGGAGUACCUACACUCACGCAAUGUAGUUUACAGGGAUUUAAAGCUGGAGAACCUCAUGUUAGACAAGGACGGCCACAUAAAGAUAACAGACUUUGGGCUGUGUAAAGAGGGGAUCACAGACGGAGCGACUAUGAAAACCUUUUGUGGAACCCCGGAGUACCUGGCACCAGAGGUGCUAGAGGACAAUGACUACGGACGAGCGGUGGACUGGUGGGGACUCGGUGUGGUCAUGUAUGAGAUGAUGUGCGGCCGGUUGCCCUUUUACAACCAGGACCACGAGCGUCUCUUUGAGCUAAUCCUCAUGGAGGAGAUCCGCUUUCCCAAGAACUUGGCUCCUGAAGCCAAGGCCCUACUGGCUGGUCUGCUCAAAAAGGAUCCCAAACAAAGGCUCGGAGGCGGACCAGACGAUGCCAAAGAUGUGAUGAGCCACAAGUUCUUCACCUCCAUCAACUGGCAGGAUGUUAUUGAAAAAAAGCUCAUUCCACCCUUCAAGCCCCAGGUCACAUCAGAGACGGACACACGUUACUUUGAUGACGAGUUCACAGCACAAACCAUAACAAUAACUCCCCCUGACAAAUAUGACAGUUUAGAUGCAGAGGAUUCAGAUCAGCGUACGCACUUCCCUCAGUUCUCCUACUCCGCCAGCAUACGGGAAUGAUCACUUAGACUCUUGAACAAGCAGGCAGGCUUACACACGAUCACAAUCCCACAUACACACUUGCACUGCUGGGGAAUUGGAACGACACAAACAAAAACCGGCACAAGACACAUUUUCAUUCGGUCUUUAACGCACGUACACUCACUGACACGCACACACACAUUUACUGGCAAAUCAGACAAGACAGGGAUCAUAGAGUAUGAAAUGAAAACACAGGCCGUGAAUGACUGACCUCAGCAGGUUUGUGUGGAUAGACUGGCAGCUUUGUCUCUGUACGUACUCUCAGGGUUGGCUUUAGGCUUCCCUGCAGGACCUCUGCUGCACUACACUGGGUACCACAUCAAAGCCUUGACACUUUGAAAACCAGGUUAUGCCAGCAAGUACCACCUCUUUACCAGCUGUACCCAUGCUCCACACACACACACACACACACUCUCACACUCACACACACCAACCCAUGCAUAGACUACAUAUAUAUACACACAAACGAACUUGAUAGAAUUUUAAAAAAGAAUAGGCAAAAUUAGGAAAAUGGAAAAGAUUUGGGGAAAAAGACAAAUUUUUAUUUCAUCGAUUGUUACGGUUUUAAAUGUAAAGCCAUAUUUCUGCAUUUUUUUUGUGAUUUAUUUUUUUCAUUUUUUUUAACAAGUGCUCUUUCUGGAACUUGCUGUUACAAAUCAAGUGUGGGACCGUUCCUACAGUAAGGGGAAAUGGGGAAAAGGGGGGGGGAGGGGAGGGGACGAGGGGUGGCAAUUCUGUGUUUGCACUGCACGUGUGUAUAAGCGAAUGGGCGACUGGACCAUGUGUGAAUGUAUGCGAGUGUGCAUACGAGUGCAGGAGAAUGUGUGAACAACCAUUUUGAUUCUCAACCAUCCAUUCGUGUCUGUUUUUAUGCAUGUUUUAAACUCCGAACCAUUGCUGGAAUACCGAGAGGAGAGGACACUACACGGCGCACUCGAUGGCCUUUUCUAAAAGGGAACAAGCAUGUCAUUUAUGAUUGCUGUGACCAGCUUGCCGCUAAAUUGACUCAGUCAGGAAUAGAAACAGGGAUUGCUUGCAUGGCUAAACUUUCGCUUUAAGAGCUGCAUUAAUUUAACUCAGAACGAUGCAGCAGUCAGGCUCCCAGAGUCCAUGUCGCUGUGUCCCGACUGACUUGUCGACCAACUAGCUGCUGGUUGGAGGUGUAAGAGUAAGUUUUCAUUAAGGCCAGUUGCGUUACGUGUUAAGACCGAAAGAAUAGAAGGAAGGAGGAGAAUAGAGACUAGACGCUUGACCACAGUUAUUCCCCAGCCUGACUAUAGAGACCAAUGUAGACGGACACAGCCAUUCGCUGACCUCGAUCCAGUAAUUCUCACUCCCUAGCUGAAGAGUUAGGCACCAAUAUUUUGUUUCAUUUUCCAUUUGUAAUAAUAGUGUAAGUUUAAGAAAUAUUUUUAAAGAUAAGCCUUUGAGUGUUCCCGUAUUUAAAGAAUGAUAGCUCAAUCGUUGUUAUGUCUUUUAUAAUGAGGCCAAAAAUUGACUGACCUGGUGGACGUUUAACACUUCAAAUGAUUCCACAAAUGAUGUUUAGAACCUUUUGUUUGUGUUUUCUUUAACGCUGUGUCGAGGCACUUAAAUCUACGUAGUUGUAUGUCUGGAGCAACAGUCUGCAGGUUUACAAUCCAACUAAAUGCUGCAUGAGCUGGUCGACCAACCUUCACCCUGCAAACAGGGAGAAUCAAUCAAAACAUUAGCUGAUGUGUUGUUAGUUGAAAUGUAAAUCUGCAUACUUUGAGUUAUCACGGCACAUGAUUGAAAGAGGUUCUGGACAGCAUACUGAAAGGUGCUCAUAUGACACAAGCAUUUUAUAUUCCAUGUUGCUGGAAGAGAAGUUGUUAGCUCUUUCAGCUUCACUAAAGGAACAUCAAGACCUUUUUUUUUGUUUGUCAUUGUUUUGUUUUUGUUUGUUGAUUAUCCUCCUUUUUUUGUCCAUCUAUUUCUCAGAUUUUGGAAGACACAUUGUCUGUUUAAGUAUACAUUAUAUAAAAUAUAUAUAUUAAAAGUUUUUAAACUUU
Molecule: messenger RNA, 5932 nt
Organism: Morone saxatilis (striped sea-bass)
Lineage: Eukaryota; Metazoa; Chordata; Actinopteri; Moronidae
Gene: akt2
Product: v-akt murine thymoma viral oncogene homolog 2
Exons: 13
Coding region: 2430-3878 (482 amino acids)
Biological process (GO): protein phosphorylation
Molecular function (GO): protein serine/threonine kinase activity; ATP binding
Source: RefSeq, a predicted model, not a curated record